AUGUGCCCCUUCGAAGAAGGGAGAGCUCGAAAGGUGAUGCAACAGCUCGAAAUUCAAUUCUACCAUGACAACCGGUUGGUCGACAUGCGCAGUGCAUUGGAUAAGCUCCCGAUCAAAUGGCCAGACAAUCGUGCUGAAAUCACCCACCUGCUCGCCCUGAGGACCAAGAGCAACGAUAUCUGGACAAUGGUUAUUGACAUAUGUAUCUUGACUCUCGAGAGAUACGGCGGGAGAGGACUGGAGGAAAUGUGCACCUGUGGCCGGAAUCAACAGUCGAUGUCUUGA
This is a messenger RNA of Penicillium waksmanii, 285 nucleotides long. RefSeq lists its product as uncharacterized. The coding region runs from base 1 to 285 and encodes 94 amino acids. The record is from RefSeq and is a predicted model, not a curated record. Lineage: Eukaryota; Fungi; Ascomycota; Eurotiomycetes; Eurotiales; Aspergillaceae. The transcript has 2 exons.